AUAUCUCUACGCCUCUCCUGAAGAAAAUUUCUUCGAAACUUCCAUCUGCAUUACUGAUUUAACUUUAUUUCAGACUUAUCAAGAGUUUUAAAGCAACUUUCAAAGAAUUCGCAGCAAGAAUAUUUGAAAUAUUGAAAUGUGUGGGUGUGAUUGAAGCUGCGCGGAUUAAUAUUUGUUUGACAGUAUUAGUCUUCAAACAUAGUUCCCUCCAAGACUAGAGAACAAGAGAAUCUCUCACGUAGGGAGAGUUAAGUGCAAAAAUUAGAGGAUAUUUCGAUCUGUUAACCAUGGUGAAUUCCCUAGACUUACACUAGCCCAAAUGGAUGUAUUUACUUCAUUUUGGAUCAACAAAUUUGUCUGUAUACGGACCCAAGGGCUAAUGUUUUGACAAGCACUGGCGGAAUUCGCUUUAUUAAACAAGUUAGACACCACUGUCUGUAUGCGUGAAUGGCUGUCAUACGAAAUUUUUCUUAAGUGUCUUGUCUUUCAUAUUGUCAUUAUGAGUAACCUGCCAAAACAACAUGGACCAGGGGAGGAUCAGAGCAGGCGAGGGGCCAAGUCAGGGGUUCGAAUGAGACCAUCAAGUCAAAGUAAUUCCAGUGUUUUGAUGGUAGGGCCCAACUUUAGAGUGGGCAAAAAAAUCGGAUGUGGUAACUUCGGAGAACUCCGGCUUGGUAAAAAUCUUUAUAAUAAUGAACAUGUUGCAAUUAAGCUGGAACCAAUGAAAUCCAGAGCUCCACAAUUACAUUUGGAAUAUAGGUUUUACAAACAGCUUGGUCAAGCAGAAGGCAUACCUCAAGUGUAUUAUUUUGGCCCUUGUGGAAGGUACAAUGCCCUUGUGUUGGAGUUACUCGGGCCAAGUUUAGAGGACUUAUUUGAUAUGUGUGACCGGCGAUUCACUUUAAAAACUGUCCUUAUGAUUGGUAUACAGCUCAUUAAUCGUGUAGAAUAUGUUCAUUCCAAACAUCUAAUAUACAGAGAUGUUAAGCCAGAGAAUUUUCUAAUUGGAAGACAGUCAACAAAGAAGCAAAAUAUCAUACAUAUUAUAGACUUUGGUCUAGCAAAGGAAUACGUUGAUGCUGAAACACAUAAACACAUACCCUAUCGAGACCAUAAAAGUUUAACAGGAACAGCUCGCUAUAUGAGCAUAAAUACACAUUUGGGAAAAGAACAAAGUCGGAGGGACGACUUAGAAGCAUUAGGUCAUAUGUUUAUGUACUUUUUAAGGGGCAGCCUGCCUUGGCAAGGACUUAAAGCAGAAACAUUGAAAGAACGAUACCAAAGAAUUGGAGAUACAAAGCGAGCAACGUCUAUUGAAAUUUUAUGUGAAAAUUUUCCAGAAGAGCUAGCAACAUACCUACGUUAUGUACGCCGCCUAGACUUUUUCGAAACUCCAGAUUAUGAAUACUUGCGGAAAUUGUUCACAGAUCUCAUGAACAGAAUGAACAUUAAAUGUGAUUGGGAAUUUGAUUGGACUGGCCGACAGUUGGUAAACAGAACAAACGCCCGCCAAACAGAUGUUAAGUCUACUCCAGUUGAACCAGGUCACCCACAAACUGGAGUCACAGCACAAACAAAUCGAGAUAUGGGACCGAGUCGAGACAGACAUACUUCUGCACCUAAUAAGCCCAGUUCAAAUCAAAGGGGGCUUGCAUGGGGUGAACAACCCCGCCAGAUCAAUAGCUAUCUGGGGGCUAACCUUGCUGCUGAUAGACACGGGGGCUCAGUUCAGGUGGUAAGUUCUACAAAUGGGGAAUUAGCCCCAGAUGAUCCCACUGCUUAUUCUAACACACCAAUUGCAGUACAGGCUGCGGAUGUUGAAGUUGUUGAUGAAACAAAGUGCUGUUUCUUCCGACGACGUAAGAAAAAGAAGAACAGACAAAGCUAAGGCCAAGUGUGUAGUUAUGUGUCUACAAAUCCCUGUUAAAAAUGUACAGUUCAUGAAUGAUCAGAGCAACCUUCGCAUCUUUUCUCUACAUCUUCCUCACUUAUUAUUUUUGGUAUUGUAGCAAUAGCAGACACUGGAAUUUCUUCUGUUGGCCCUGAACAUUGUGUAUAGACAUAAUCUUUGGAUUGGAUCAGGGGCCUUAUCUUUCUACUGACUUAUUAACAGUGGACUAAUUGCUCAGGCACCCAUGCACUUAAUUACACACAUACACACACACUACAGUUGAUUGCUGUGAUGUGUUGUUAUUCAACAUAUGCAUUAGUUUUAUAAUUUUAUCAACAUAGAAAUACUCUAACUGGCUUCCAUUUUUUUUUAACUUAAAGAAAUGUUGUUAUUAUUAUCAUUAUUAUUAUUAUUCCUUCCCUCAAAUGUUCAUUGCUUUAUAUCAACUUGAAAACAAAAAGUUAUUUGUUAGUUUAUAAAUCUAUCGUAACUGAUGCAGCAAUAAACUUCAGUAUUUGUAUCAUCUUUAAAGAUAUACAUUCCUAGGGAGGGACGGUUUUCCUUGCACAUAUGUGUGUGUGCGUGUGUGUGCAAGUGUACAUAUGUAUCUUGGCAUGUGUGUGUGUGUGUAUAUGUGUAUACGUACAUAUGUAUAUAUUUACAUGUGUGCGUGCAUAUAUAUAUAUAUAUAUAUACAUACACUGCAGGCGUAUAUGUGUGUGUACAUAUGUAUGCAUUUUUUUAUAAACUUAUUCCUGCAAAUUCUUGAUUGCUCUUCCUAUUUUCAUUCUCUCAUCUCAUUUAUGGUAGUUAAUCAAUCCAACUCAUUUGUGUAUGUGACUUGUAAUUAUGUUUCUUGAGGCUUACAGUAAAUACUGAUAAAGUCCUUAAACAUGCUGAAGGUUUCUCUUAGCUGUCAAGGGUAUUUUCAUAUUUUCUUACAUUUGCUAAAACUUAGUCUACCUUUAGUAUUGAAUGGGUAAAUGUCCUAUAUGCACACAUGUUAUGAUUAUCACUUGCAUUGACAGACAUUAAAAUAAUCAU
Octopus sinensis (East Asian common octopus) is the source of this 2935-nucleotide messenger RNA. RefSeq names its product casein kinase I. The coding region runs from base 440 to 1888 and encodes 482 amino acids. Gene Ontology annotation, molecular function: ATP binding; protein serine/threonine kinase activity. Gene Ontology annotation, cellular component: nucleus; cytoplasm; plasma membrane. The transcript has 12 exons. The record is from RefSeq and is a predicted model, not a curated record. Gene Ontology annotation, biological process: endocytosis; peptidyl-serine phosphorylation; signal transduction. NCBI's taxonomy places the organism in Eukaryota, Metazoa, Mollusca, Cephalopoda, Octopoda, Octopodidae.